AUGCUGAGAGUGAAACGUUCAGUACAACAGACAUACAAUACUAGCGUCAAACACAUGUCCGCCCAGAUGAUUGCGGCUGGAGCAGCGAAGGCUGCUGAAGAAAUCAAAUCAACCAAUGCCAUGCAAUUGCUUGAGAGACAGUCCGACAAAUCAGCUGGAGGAAUUGCAUUUGUUCGAGGAGCCAGCAAAACAACUCAAAUGGAUACCACAGAGAAUCCUGAUGAAAUCAAUGUGGAUGUGGACGAUGAUGAUGAAGAUGGCGAAGCUGCCAUCGAGACCCAAGCGGUGCCAGCAGCAGUAUUUGGUGAUCUCAAACGGCCAGACCAAGAA
This is a messenger RNA of Strongylus vulgaris, 330 nucleotides long. Lineage: Eukaryota; Metazoa; Nematoda; Chromadorea; Rhabditida; Strongylidae. The record is from the annotation of a GenBank genome assembly.